UUAAGGAAAUACAUGGCGGUUGGAUUUUGUGAGCAACGAAAUCAACGCUAUGAAUCGCAAAACCUUUUAAAAUGAGUUAAUAUUUCCACGACAGCUGUUUCUCAGUUGUGGUUUUAGCUAGUUAGUGAAAUAGAUAACGAGUUUGGAGUUGCAUUAGCUGUUUUUAAUCGUCGGAGGAGUGUUACAGUCGUCCGGCACCAUGAUGGAGUCAUGCUUUAACAACAAGCUGCCCAGGGCAGAAACCAUCCAGGUAGAGGACCUGAGGAGAGAUCUCCGCUUUGAUCUGACUGAAAUUGCAGAGGCUCAGGACUCCAGCUGCUUGGACAAAGAGUUUCUACAGGUGUACCUCCGGAUAAGACCUUUCUCGCAGGCUGAAAUUGAGAACGGAGAAUCACAGGACUGCAUCACCAUCCAGCACCCGGACACGGUGCUUCUCAAGGCCCCGAGGUCGUCUCUCUCAGCCCGGGCAGGCGACAAAUCUAUUCCACAAACAGCGCAGCGGUUUCAGUUCUCUCAGGUUUUUGGAGCAGACACAUCGCAGAAGGACCUGUUUGAGGGCACGGUGAGGAACCUGGUCAGAGAUGUCCUGGAGGGGAAAAACUCUCUGGUCUUUACGUACGGAGUCACGAAUGCAGGAAAGACCUUCACUUUUUUAGGCCCAGAGCACGACGUUGGCAUUCUGCCACGCUCCUUAAACAUGAUCUUCAGCAAUCUGGAAGGUCGGAUCUUUACCAAGCCCAGCGUGAAGCCUCACCGCUGCCACGAUGUUUUAAAGCUCAAUAAGGAGCAGGAGAUGGAGGAAAACGUCAGCAAGCGCAACCUAUUUAGACUCCUCAGGGAGAAUGAUUCUCAGAAGAACACAAGCAGCCUGAGCUCCAGCUCCAGAUCUGAAGGUUUGGACCUGGCUGAUCCCGACAGCUCGGCGUCUGACAGGAGCUCCAGCAUGGACCUGGAUUUCCACACCAGGUUUUCCGUCUGGGUGUCCUUCUGCGAAAUCUACAACGAGAACAUCCAUGAUCUGCUAGAGCAGCCGAGCGGUACCGGAACUCGUCGGGCCAACCUGCGCCUCUGCCAAGACACUAAGGGGAACUCCUUCAUCAAGGACCUGCGCUGGGUGCAGGUGAACAGCCCUGAUGAAGCAUUUAAAGUCAUGAAACUGGGCAAAAAAAACCAGAGCAUUUCAUCCACCAAACUCAACCAGCUGUCCAGCAGAAGUCACAGUAUCUUCACAGUGAGAAUCUUGAGGAUCGAGGAUGUUGCAUCUCUCAGUGUGCAGUCUGUCAGUGAGCUGUCGCUGUGUGAUCUGGCAGGAUCAGAGCGAUGUUAUAAAACUCAGAAUAGAGGUGAUCGACUAAAAGAGGCAGGGAAUAUUAACACAUCUCUGCUGAGUCUGGGGAAAUGCAUUAAUGCUCUGAGGGUCAGCGGGCAGGCCAGACAGCACGUGCCCUUCAGAGAGAGUAAACUCACACACUACCUGCAGGGGUUUUUCACAGGCCGUGGAAGAGCCGCCAUGAUUGUCAACAUCAACCAGUGCGCCUCCAUGUAUGACGAGACACUUAACGUCCUCAAGUUCUCUGCUGUGGCACAAAAGGUGGUGGUCCUCAGCAUCCCCUCUGUCCUCCCGUUGGUGGUGAAGAGGAGUGCAAGGGAGGUGUCUUUCAUCAUCAACAAGGCGACUCGGAUGGAGGCGCGGCGCACGUCUUUGGUGAGAUGGGAGCACAGCCGACGGGACGAGGAUGAGGUCUCCGACGAUGAGGAGGAGGACGACGUGGAUGAGAGUCUGCUGGAGGACACCCUCCAGGAGGAAGAAGGAAAGGAGACGGUGCUGCUGGAUAAGGAGGUGUACGAGAAUCAGCUGCUGCAGUUAGAGGAGCUACAGGAGCAGUUGAGGGUGGCCAGGGCGGAGUCUGUUGCUGUGGAGAGUCGGAUCCGAGAGGAAGUCACUAAAGAAUUCUCUGAGCUCUUCACUCAGAUGCAGAAUGACUACAAUGAGCGUAUCAGUAAAGAGCGAGAGCUCAUGGAGGAAAGAUGUGAGAACCGGCUUGAGAUUUUCAAACAGUUAGUGGAGAAAACCACCGGAGAACCUCACAGUGAUGGAGAAGAUCCUGCUAAAGAACAGGACCGAGAGCCUCCAUCUCUAAACGGCAUGCUUGACUCUAUGUCUUCUGACCUGGCCGGAAUCAGGAAGGAUGCCGAAGCAGCACAGUCGUGCCUGGUACCCUUCGACAGCCGAACCUCAGUGAUGCUGCGUGACCUUGAGACAAAGGUCACAGAACUGACCGAGAAGCUCAGUGAAACACAGAAUAAGCUGACGAGCAGAACUCAGGAGUUGGAAGCUCAGAGUAACCUGGUGAAGGAGCUACAGGACAUGAGAAAGACUCUGCAGAACCGUGAGCAGAGAUUAAGUGACCUCAUGGUAAUGUGUGUGGAGAAAGACGACAUGAUUGCUAAAGUUCAGGCAGAACUUGACCGAGCUGUAGAGGACUGCGCCAAGAAUAGCGCUCUAAUUAAGGACCUACUCCAGCAAAAACAAAACUGCACAUGCUCAGCACAUCAACUGCACCCUCAAACCAGAAAGCGUAGACAGGAAGGGGCAGGACCGGACAACAUCCACGGACAACCCCCUUUAAAGAAAGGGUCACUUAAGACAAGUGUCUCAGAAGAACCUGUGGUGAAGGAUGAUGAGGAACCCAUAAAUGAGGUCAAAGGCUCUCUGGACAUCUGCAACAACGACUCUUCUCUGACUGAAGUCAAAGGUCAGAACAGGUUGCAUCAGAAAGAUGAGCAGAUCACAGGCCUGGAACGGGAACGCCAGACUCUGGAAUCCUGUGUACAGGAGCUGGAAAAAGAGAAGCGAUCCUGCACUGGAGUUUUGCGAGAGUUGGAGCAGAAGAUUGUGGCAGAGCAGCAGCAAACGUUUCACUCCGUCAUCACAAGGAUGAAUGAGAUGGAGAAGAAGCUCAGCACUGCAGAGAAAACCUGCACUGUCUUCAGAAGGACUGAGACGGAGCACAAAAACUCAGUCAUCAGAAACCUGGAACAGGAAGCGACUCGGCUCAGACAGGAAGCAAAACAGUUUGGCGAUGUGAAGGCUUCACAUGAUGAAGUCUCCAGGUUACAGCAGGAAAAUGAGAGUAAAGGCGAGAGAGUAAAAAUCCUGGAGCAACAGCUGCUAGAACACAAAAAUAUUCAUGCUGACGUUCAGAGAGUUAACUUUGACCUCCAGGCUGAGGUCACAAACCUGAAAGGUGUUAUCAAGGAAUUAGAGGAGAAAGCAGCACUUCUAGAGAAGGAGAGCACUCUAAACCAAAAAGAGAAGACCGAUAUCGAGAUGCCCGAUAAAGAGGCUCAGCUAGCAAAGAGAGAGGCAGAACUUGCUGCGAAGGCCGCGGAGCUUUCUGUGUUCCAACAGGAAGCACAGGAGGCACGAAAGAGAGAGGUGGAGAGAAGAAGAGAGCUGCUGGCUGUAGCUGAGGAGGCCAUUGCUCAAAAAGAUGCAGAGCUUCAAAAACGAGAGGCAGAGAUGUCCAGGCUGAAGGAGGAGAUGAAGUGUAGCAGUGAAAAGUUGUCGAGUCUCUCGCUAGAUGUACAGAGGAGAGAGGACGAAUCAUCUGACCUGAGGGAGAAACUUGCUGACGCAAAAAAACAGAUUCAGCAGGUGCAGAGGGAGAUCGGCUCCAUGCGUGAUGUAGAAAAGUCUCUAAGACAGAAGCUGAGUGAUGUGGAGAAGAUAAAAUCCCAGCUACAGAACGAGCUCUCGAGCCGAGAUCGCACCAUCCAGCAGCUCAGGAGUUCCCGUUCAUCCGAAUCUAAGACCGAGGAUCACGCCCAUCUUUACGAGAAAGCUCUUAAAGACCUGCAGGAGCGUCAGGGUGUGAUAGAGGAGAUGCGUUUGGUUCUCGGUGAGCAGGAAGAGACUCAGACUCAGAUGGACUUGGAGCUGGAGAACAGAGAAACUCAGAUCCAUCAGCUCACUCAGGAGCUGGACAACCUGAAAGAGCUGCUUCUGAAACAAAAGAACAGUAACCAGUUACAUCACCAUGAACCAGCACACAGUGAUGACAUCAUACGGGCCAGAGAGGAAGCAGCGCGGGCUCAGGACACCCUGAAGGCGGUCAGUGAGAAGCAUCAGGCCGAGCGCAGGAAGUGGACGGACGAGAAGCUGGUCCUGAUUGCUCAGGCAAAGGAUGCAGAGGAGAGGAGGAACCAGGACAUGAGACGAUACGCUGAGGACAGAGAGAGACAUGCCCGUCAGCACACCGAGAUGGAUUCACUGAAGGCCUGUCUGGCUGAGCGUGAGCAGGAGAUGGACGGGUGGAGGAAGGAAAGAGACACACUCGUCUCAGCUCUGGAGGUCCAGCUGAAGAAACUGGUCUCCACCAUCGUAGAGAAAGACCAGCAGAUCAUCGAGCUGAAGCGCACUGAAACACUUCGGCCACCAGAGGAGGGUGACAAUGGAGUGAUGGAGCAGUUAAAAGAGAAGGAGGCGGAACUUGAACGACUGAGAGAGCAGCUCAGAGAGACAACACACACCACUACAGAGUCAUCUACACAGGUUGCCAUUACAUCACUGUCUGUAACCAUAUCAACAACCUACGGCACUACUCUGAAACAAACAGGCCGAACCCGAGCUUCUGUCACCAGUCAGGGUUCCUGCAGCAGCGGCCCAUCCGUGUUGGACUCGUCGGUCAUCUCCACGGAAACUGGUCGGUGUUCUCGGUUUCCGCGGCCUGAGUUGGAGAUCUCGUUCAGCUCCCUGCAUCCUGAACGCUUCCGACUAAAACGUCCCGGAGACAGCGGAGAGAUCACCGUCAACGUUUCACACACACGCAAGAGGAAGAGCAGCGAGGUGAAGAGGGAUGGGGUGGAGAGUGAGAACAAGAGGAAUAUGAGGUGUAAGAAAGCUCCUGGUCUCCCUGCGCAUCAGGAGGAGGAGAUGGCUCCGGCGCUAGUCGGGAAAAGUUCCCAUGAUUCCGAGUCGAGUCUGCGAGGGAAAAAGGAGGGAAAGUUGCAGAAGAUUGGAGAUUUCCUAAACAGCUCUCCAACAUUCCUGGGCAGUAAAGCUAAGAGGAUUAUGGGAUUGAUGAGUGGAAGGUCUCCAGAUGAAGGUGGCUCGUCUCUGAGUCUGACACGCUCCAAACGAAAGAUCAACAUCUCGUCCCCUAUGAAUAUCUCCGCUAACCAGUUUAUCAGUCGUGACACGGAGGAGAGAGAAGAUCAGAUGAACAUCAAGAAACGACUUCGCACCAAAACCCCGAAGUAAAAGUUUCUCCUCCAUAGUUAUGACAUCAUCACUACAGCUGCUUACUGUCUCCUCCUCUCAGCAGCACUUUUUAUUGCACAAGUUUAUUUUACAUGACUUUAUACUGUAUUAAAGAUCAAUCUGUUAGAUCUGACUGACUUUAAUGAAGACUUUAGAUUUUAUUUUAUUAUCUCUAACACUAAUGAGAAUUAAGCUAUAUGGGGAUCUUUUUUAAUUUAACUUUUUUGGUGGUAUGUUUAAUUUGUGACAUUUAUUCAGUCUGUCUGGAUGAAUAAAUGUAAAUACCCCACACACACUGAGUCUGGAUUUUGAUUGGUGCAAUUUAUGAUCGUUUUAAUAGUAAAAGCAGACACUGUAUGUAAACUGAGUUAACAUGGAUGG
Molecule: messenger RNA, 5644 nt
Organism: Clarias gariepinus (North African catfish)
Lineage: Eukaryota; Metazoa; Chordata; Actinopteri; Siluriformes; Clariidae
Gene: kif20ba
Product: kinesin family member 20Ba
Exons: 35
Coding region: 200-5263 (1687 amino acids)
Biological process (GO): microtubule-based movement; mitotic spindle assembly
Cellular component (GO): spindle microtubule; nucleus
Molecular function (GO): microtubule binding; ATP binding; plus-end-directed microtubule motor activity
Source: RefSeq, a predicted model, not a curated record